This is a messenger RNA of Adineta ricciae, 2007 nucleotides long. NCBI's taxonomy places the organism in Eukaryota, Metazoa, Rotifera, Eurotatoria, Adinetida, Adinetidae. The record is from the annotation of a GenBank genome assembly.
AUGUCGUCUGAACUAACGACAUUACUAGCUCUUAUUGGAACAAAAACUGUGAUUUAUGUCGGAUCGAUUACUUUUGUUAUUGGUAUUAUUGGUGGACUUCUCAAUAUAAUUGUUUUCCUGAGUUUGAAAACAUUCAGACUUAGUCCAUGUGGUUUCUAUUUACUUAUAAUGUCAAUCGCCAAUAUAGGUGAGAUGAUUUCAGGCUUACUGAGUCGAAUUUUAAAUGCAGCAUUCGACAUCGAUUGGUCAUUAACAUCAUUAUUCUACUGCAAGGUUCGAUUAUACUCUUAUCAGGUCUGUGCGCUGACAUCAUUGACUUGUAUUUGUCUGGCAAGUAUUGAUCAAUAUGUUUCGACAUGUUCUCGUCCACAAUGGCAGAGAUGGUCAAAUAUCAAAGUAGCUCAUCGUUUGUGUGGCAUAUUCACCCUGAUUUGGAUCGGUCAAAAUAUUCCCGCUAUAAUUUACUACGAUCAUGUUGUCUCACGAUCAACGGGAAGAGUUAGUUGCACACUUACGAACUCGGUAUACCAUCAAUUUACAGUGUAUGUUGUUACUAUCAUUCUCGGAAGAGUGCUACCGAUAACUAUCACUGUUAUAUUCGGAUUUUUGUCAUACCGAAAUGUGCAACGAAUCGCUUAUCGAAGUAUGCCGAUGGUUCGUCGUGAAUUGGACAAGCAGUUGACUAAGAUGGUGCUGGUGCAAAUAGCUUUCGGGUUUUUCACUCUUACGCCAUAUAUGAUCGUUUAUCUUCUACUACAAAUACCAUCGCUUAGUCCAGAUCCAGUCUACUCUGCAUCUCUACAGCUCGCACUUUCUUUAACAACAGUGGUGUUGUAUAUAUAUUUUGCGAGUCCAUUCGGCAUAUUUUUAUGCUCGUCGAGUAGAUUCCGUCGGCAACUGGUCUACGUACUGUUUCAGAUAUAUUUCAAAAACUUACGAGAACGAGGGGGACACCUACUAAGACGUAAUAAAAUGACACACGUACAAGAGAAUUCGGAGCGCAGUGACUUCUAUUGGCAAUCCUAUUCGUCUCCAAUUCCAUUAAUGUCUGUAUCUGUUCCACCAACAGCGUUCUCUUCUCGAUUACCUUCAUCUUGUCAAACAUCCGUGAGUGAACCGAUAUGUUCAUCUCCAACCGCCCCGACUUCUAUAAUCACCGAUGAUAUUUCAUUAACAUCGACAGUUCUUCAUCAAAUUGACAUUUCGAAAUAUUAUUUUGCUCAUGUCAUCAAAGUGCCACAUGGCACGAAUCUUCUUGCAUCGAAUAAUCAAACGACUACAUUAUGUGUGAAUUCUGUCGACAAUAUUAUUCAUCUUAUAACACCAACUGGUUAUAAUAUUCGGUCAUUGCGAUGGCCGGACCCUAGGGAGAAAGUUGAGCAUUUAUUUUGGUGCGACAUAACACAAUCCUAUCUCGUAGCGACUUCGAAAAGUCUCUGUACCCUUCAGUAUAAUACAAAUCAGUCGCUUCGAAUAGAAAAAUCUCUGGACUUACCUUCAAAGCCUUUCUCAACAAGUAAUCUCAUCGCUUGCAAUUCCUACCGUCUCUAUAUUUAUAACCAAUCAAUUGACAUCUAUACACUCCAAUUGAACCAUUUACACACGAAACAACUACCGAAAGAAUUGACACAACAUGAAAUGAAGGCACUGACUUGCUCGGACUCGUAUCUAAUCUUUCAUUAUGAACAUCUAACAAACAAAUUCGCUGUGCUGGAUUCAACAACACUGACAAUCAAAUAUCAAUUUGAGUUAUCAUAUCGAGACAUUUCGAGUUUGCACUGCCUCGAUGAAAACACUUUAACAUUCAUCGGCGUUCGCAAAGACGGAGAAAACCGUGUGGUUUUGUAUCAAUUCAGCGACGAUGAAGAAUGUGAAGCUCAGCCAAUGGUUAUGGAAAAAAGUAUUAAUGAGGAGUAUCAAACUGUUCAAUUACUUCCGAAUUGUCAUGACUUAAUUAUUCUCAAUGUCGAUUCGUCUCGUGUACAAUAUUUGAAAUACCGUUCUUAG